CUGCGUGAGGCGAGGCGACGCGGCCCCGGCCCCACGGACCGACGGACCGAGCGGCCCCUGCGGCCGUCGGCGGCCAGGCGGCCCGAGAUGUUGUCUGGGAAGAAGGCGGCGGCGGCGGCGGCGGCGGCAGCGGCGGCGGCGGCGGCGGCCGGGGCGGAGGCCGGCUCCGGGGCCGCGGGCGGCGCGGAGAACGGCUCGGAGGUGGCCGCGCCGCCCGCGGGCCUGUCGGGCCCUGCCGAGGGCGGGCCGGGGGCGGCCGGGGAGCGCACGCCCCGCAAGAAGGAGCCUCCGCGGGCCUCGCCGCCUGGGGGCCUGGCCGAGCCGCCGGGAUCCGCCGGGCCGCAAGCCGGGCCUACCGUGGUGCCUGGAUCUGCGACCCCCAUGGAAACGGGCAUCGCGGAGACUCCGGAGGGGCGGCGCACCAGCCGGCGCAAGCGGGCGAAGGUAGAGUACAGAGAGAUGGAUGAAAGCUUGGCGAACCUCUCAGAAGAUGAAUAUUAUUCCGAAGAAGAGAGAAAUGCUAAAGCAGAGAAGGAAAAGAAGCUUCCCCCACCACCCCCUCAAGCCCCACCUGAGGAAGAAAAUGAAAGUGAGCCUGAAGAACCAUCUGGGCAAGCAGGAGGACUUCAAGACGACAGUUCUGGAGGGUAUGGAGACGGCCAAGCAUCAGGUGUGGAGGGUGCAGCUUUCCAGAGUAGACUUCCUCACGACCGGAUGACAUCUCAGGAAGCAGCCUGUUUCCCAGACAUCAUCAGUGGCCCACAGCAGACCCAGAAGGUUUUUCUGUUCAUUAGAAACCGCACAUUGCAGUUGUGGUUGGAUAAUCCAAAGAUUCAGCUGACAUUUGAGGCUACUCUCCAGCAAUUAGAAGCACCUUAUAACAGUGAUACUGUACUUGUCCACCGAGUUCACAGUUAUUUAGAGCGUCAUGGUCUUAUCAACUUCGGCAUCUAUAAGAGGAUAAAACCCCUCCCAACUAAAAAGACAGGAAAGGUAAUUAUUAUAGGCUCUGGUGUCUCAGGCUUGGCAGCAGCUCGUCAGUUACAGAGUUUUGGAAUGGAUGUCACACUUCUAGAAGCCAGGGAUCGUGUGGGUGGACGAGUUGCUACCUUUCGCAAAGGAAACUACGUAGCUGAUCUUGGAGCCAUGGUAGUAACAGGUCUUGGAGGGAAUCCCAUGGCUGUGGUCAGCAAACAAGUAAAUAUGGAACUGGCCAAGAUCAAGCAGAAAUGCCCACUUUAUGAAGCAAAUGGACAAGCUGUUCCUAAAGAGAAAGAUGAAAUGGUAGAGCAAGAGUUUAACCGGCUGCUAGAAGCUACAUCUUACCUUAGCCAUCAACUAGACUUCAAUGUCCUCAAUAAUAAGCCUGUGUCCCUUGGCCAGGCAUUAGAAGUCGUCAUUCAGUUACAAGAAAAGCACGUCAAAGAUGAGCAGAUUGAACAUUGGAAGAAGAUAGUGAAAACUCAGGAGGAAUUGAAAGAACUUCUUAAUAAGAUGGUAAAUUUGAAAGAGAAAAUCAAAGAACUCCAUCAGCAAUACAAAGAAGCGUCUGAAGUCAAGCCACCCAGAGACAUCACUGCUGAGUUCUUGGUGAAAAGCAAACACAGAGAUCUGACCGCUCUCUGCAAGGAAUAUGAUGAAUUAGCUGAAACACAAGGAAAGCUAGAAGAAAAACUUCAAGAAUUGGAAGCCAAUCCCCCAAGUGAUGUAUACCUGUCGUCAAGAGACAGACAAAUACUUGAUUGGCAUUUUGCGAAUCUUGAAUUUGCUAAUGCUACACCUCUUUCUACGCUCUCCCUUAAACAUUGGGAUCAGGAUGAUGACUUUGAGUUUACUGGCAGCCACCUUACAGUGCGGAAUGGCUACUCCUGUGUGCCUGUGGCUUUAGCAGAAGGCCUAGACAUUAAACUGAACACGGCAGUUCGACAGGUUCGCUACACAGCUUCAGGAUGUGAAGUGAUAGCUGUGAAUACCCGCUCCACAAGCCAAACCUUUAUUUAUAAAUGUGAUGCAGUUCUCUGUACCCUUCCCUUGGGUGUGCUGAAGCAGCAGCCACCAGCUGUUCAGUUUGUGCCACCUCUUCCUGAAUGGAAAACAUCUGCAGUCCAAAGGAUGGGGUUUGGCAACCUUAACAAGGUGGUGUUGUGUUUCGACCGGGUGUUCUGGGAUCCAAGUGUCAAUUUGUUUGGGCAUGUUGGCAGUACCACUGCCAGCAGGGGUGAGCUCUUCCUCUUCUGGAACCUCUAUAAAGCUCCAAUACUGUUGGCACUAGUGGCAGGAGAAGCCGCCGGCAUCAUGGAAAACAUAAGUGAUGAUGUGAUUGUUGGCCGAUGCCUGGCCAUUCUCAAAGGGAUUUUUGGUAGCAGUGCAGUGCCCCAGCCCAAGGAAACUGUGGUGUCUCGCUGGCGCGCUGAUCCCUGGGCCCGGGGCUCCUAUUCCUAUGUAGCUGCAGGAUCAUCUGGAAACGACUAUGAUUUAAUGGCUCAGCCAAUCACUCCCGGCCCCUCAAUCCCAGGUGCCCCGCAGCCAAUUCCACGACUCUUCUUUGCUGGAGAACAUACAAUCCGUAACUACCCAGCUACAGUCCAUGGUGCUCUGUUGAGUGGGCUGCGAGAAGCAGGAAGGAUUGCAGACCAGUUCUUGGGGGCCAUGUACACCCUGCCUCGCCAGGCCACACCAGGCGUCCCUGCACAGCAGUCCCCAAGCAUGUGAGACAGACGCGCUCUAAGGGAGAGGCUGACAUGCGUGUCUUUUGCUGCGUAAGGAAAGCUCUUCUGGCAAUACUAGAUUCCGCUGGGAAACUCACCUGGGUGUCUGGGCUCCCUAGCAGCUGCUGGUGCGCACGCUGCUCAGCUGGCCAAGGGGCUUGUCUGGUUUUGAUGAAGGAGGGUGCCUCCUCUGAGUGACUUAGUGUCCGUUAGUGUGGAGGCCUGUGUUCUUCCUAAAGACUGAGGCGCGCAAGCGCUGUGGGAGAACGUUAGUCUCUUGGUGUAGGGUGGUUUUUUUUUUAAUAUUUUGAGAAUAAAACUUCAUAUAAAACUA
Molecule: messenger RNA, 3042 nt
Organism: Equus caballus (horse)
Lineage: Eukaryota; Metazoa; Chordata; Mammalia; Perissodactyla; Equidae
Gene: KDM1A
Product: lysine demethylase 1A
Biological process (GO): positive regulation of transcription by RNA polymerase II; negative regulation of transcription by RNA polymerase II
Cellular component (GO): nucleus
Molecular function (GO): oxidoreductase activity; chromatin binding; transcription factor binding
Source: RefSeq, a predicted model, not a curated record